This is a messenger RNA of Cuscuta campestris, 1742 nucleotides long. The record is from the annotation of a GenBank genome assembly. Lineage: Eukaryota; Viridiplantae; Streptophyta; Magnoliopsida; Solanales; Convolvulaceae.
CAUAUGAUUGUAUGGAGCGAGAUUCCUAUAUUAGUCUAUCAUAUGAUGGUUGAGCAAGGUUAAAUGGGAUGGGAUUGGGGUGUGUGGUUAGCAAGGCCCAAAGCUAACCCAGCCACAUGGCAGAACGCGUGUUGCUCACUCCUUCACUACUCCAUUUCCCUUCGCAACCCCCUCCUACCAAAAUGGCCGCCAUCGCCGCCGCUUCUCGCAUCAUCCCCUCCGCCGCCUCACUCUCUUCUUAUUCCUCUUCUCUUUCCUGCUUUGCUUCUCGCUCCCCGCUCAAAUGCCUCCACCUUCGAUCCUCUCAUCGCGUUUCUCGCCUCUUCGUCAAUCAGCGACGACCUGAAGUUCGGGUUUCGAGUUCGGGAUACGGAACGGUGUCUGCUUCCAAGUCCUUCGCCUCCGAUCCUGAUCAGUUGAAGAGUGCUAGAGAAGAUAUCAAGGAGCUUCUCAAGGCCAAGUUCUGCCAUCCGAUUCUGAUUCGCUUGGGAUGGCAUGAUGCUGGUACUUACAAUAAGAAUAUUGAGGAAUGGCCAUGGAGAGGUGGUGCUAAUGGUAGUUUAAGAUUUGAAGUUGAGCUGAAACAUGCAGCCAAUGCUGGACUUGUGAAUGCAUUGAAGCUUCUCCAGCCCAUCAAAGACAAAUACUCUCAUGUGACAUAUGCAGACUUAUUUCAGUUGGCUGGUGCUACUGCUGUUGAGGAAGCUGGAGGCCCAAAAAUUCCAAUGAGAUAUGGAAGGGUGGACGUCUCUGCACCUGAACAAUGCCCUGAAGAAGGGAGACUUCCUGAUGCUGGCCCUCCUUCACCAGCUGACCAUUUGCGUCAGGUUUUCUACCGAAUGGGAUUAAAUGACAAGGAAAUUGUUGCAUUAUCUGGUGCGCACACACUGGGAAGGUCUAGACCGGAUCGUAGUGGCUGGGGCAAGCCUGAGACUAAGUAUACAAAAGAUGGGCCUGGAGCACCUGGAGGACAAUCCUGGACAGCCCAAUGGCUGAAAUUUGAUAACUCAUACUUCAAGGACAUCAAAGAAAAAAGGGAUGAAGAUCUAUUGGUACUUCCAACUGAUGCUGCUCUUUUUGAGGAUCCAUCCUUCAAGGUUUAUGCGGAGAAAUAUGCUGAAGACCAGGAAGCAUUCUUCAAUGAUUAUGCUCAAGCCCAUGCCAAACUAAGCAAUCUUGGAGCCAAAUUUGACCCUCCGGAGGGCAUUGUGAUAGAUGGUUCUCCAAAACCACAAGGGGAGAAGUUUGAAGCAGCCAAGUACUCCUCCGGAAAGAAAGAGCUAUCAGAGGCUAUGAAGCAGAAGAUUCGUGCCGAAUAUGAGGCAGUUAGUGGAAGCCCAGAUAAGCCUUUAAAAUCAAACUAUUUUCUUAAUAUCAUGAUUCUCAUUGCUGUUUUGGCUUUUUUGACAUAUCUCUUUGGAAAUUAGUUUUUGGAUUAAUUUGUUUUUAUGAGCUUCUUUAUAUGCACACACAUAUAAUUGCACUGGCAAAAGCUUAUCCACUCAUUGGUAUGGUAUGCUCGCAUUAGGGGUGGACAUGGUGUGGUUCUGGUCUAUAUAUAUUGGAUUAUACAAAAAAUACAAUCUCAUAUUGGAUUAAACAAAAAAACGGAGUACAAUUCUUCUCCAAAAUUACAUAUUGAAAUACUACAAAAAAAAUUCAGAAUUAGUGGUGACAACUAUUUUGUUUUAUCAAAUGAUUGCCGAAAAAAGAGAGAAAGCGAAUGAAGUUUGAUUAUGUGA